This is a messenger RNA of Maniola jurtina (meadow brown), 661 nucleotides long. RefSeq lists its product as uncharacterized. The record is from RefSeq and is a predicted model, not a curated record. The transcript is spliced from 2 exons. The coding region runs from base 9 to 521 and encodes 170 amino acids. NCBI's taxonomy places the organism in Eukaryota, Metazoa, Arthropoda, Insecta, Lepidoptera, Nymphalidae.
CUGUCAAAAUGAAGAGCGCAACCGUCUUCCUGGUGGCACUGACUGUGUCCUUCGCCUUAUUCCUGGGAACUUCCGCCGCAGCUGUGGAUUCAACAACUGGAGGCAGUAUCAAAGUCAACGACUCCGUACAAAAAUCCCUUAUCGCAAUCCUGAAUGUGAAUUCAGGGCUUAUAGCUAGCGCUAAACAAGAUGCAGACAAUGCUAUAGCUACUGCUGAAGGUAAUGACAAAGAGACCUUGGGCGAAGUUAGUGCUUGGUUGGAUGACAAAGGAGAAGUUAUCAAUCAAUUCAAAAAUGAAAUAAAUAGCGCACUCGACAGUGGUGAUAAUGAAAAUCUAGCACGAGUAUCAACUGCAAUUACCGAAGCUGUUGCAGUGAAAAAAGCUGAAUGGUCAAAAUUAAUGGGAAAAGUUGAAAAUGGCGAACUUAAACGGAAUUUGAAUGAGAAGGUGAAUGCCAACUUUGCUAAUGCCGAUUUAGUGGAUGUGGCAGUUAAAGGCGUUGUAUGCCAAAGUGCCUAAAACGUUAAGAGGGGUUUCUCCGUCGCUCGCUCCAUACAAACGUAGUUCCUAUUUCAUUUGAAUAUUAAGCAACCAAAGUCCAUGAAAUUUUGCAGACAUAUUCUAGAAACUUAUCUUUGCCUGUGGUUUUCCAGAUUUCU